AUGGUGGGAAAAUAUUUACCCACUGUGAUAAAGUUCAUCAAGACAGAGUACACACUUCCAACCGACCAGCUCCGCAUCAUCCUCGAUAUUAUAUCCAACCAGUCCUCUGUGUCCGCAACACGUUCACCUCUUAAUGAUCUUGACGAACUCUAUCUCAUGGUAUUGCGUGCCAACCCUGACCGCGAUAAGCGUCUCCUCCCCAUUCUCGCAAUAAUCGUCCUAAAUUUACCCAAUGGCAAAUCUCCAGCAUUCAUUGAACUCGUGCUCGGACACUCCCCCGGCACGGUUGCUCAGACGUUACGUGCGAUGCACUCAGUCCUCGAAGUCCGUGAUCGGAAAGAUGAAAUCAGGAUUUACCACAAAUCCUUCAUGGAUUUCCUCCAUGAUCAGGCACGGUCGAAGGAGUUCUUUAUUGACAAGCCGAUGUGGAAAGACCGCCUGGCCUCUGACUCAUUGUUUUUACAGAAGCUGGUAAAAGACUGGAAGCAUGUCUGUCUUCGGCGAGUGAGUCAUAAGAGACGCAAGAGACGUAGUAAUGUGCUGUGGUUGGAGGUGGAUGCUUUCUACCAUAUGGUGUUGUCCAUUUCUGCGGAGUUAGUGGGCCACGACAUGCUCCUUCACAUCCUUGCAGCGAUUCUACUCUUUCCAUCUGGUGAAUCACGCUCUCCCGAGUUCAUCCAACUAUUGCUUGGACUUCGCAGGGAAGUUUUAGAUCAGGCAUUGCAAACAUUCAAAUUCAUUCUGCAGCGACAGUUGUAUGCGUCGAGUCUUUCCGUUCCUGGCACCCUUUCCACAUUCCUACUUCACCGAAAACAGUGA
Molecule: messenger RNA, 819 nt
Organism: Marasmius oreades (fairy-ring Marasmius)
Lineage: Eukaryota; Fungi; Basidiomycota; Agaricomycetes; Agaricales; Marasmiaceae
Exons: 2
Coding region: 1-819 (272 amino acids)
Source: RefSeq, a predicted model, not a curated record